Molecule: messenger RNA, 1332 nt
Organism: Boleophthalmus pectinirostris (great blue-spotted mudskipper)
Lineage: Eukaryota; Metazoa; Chordata; Actinopteri; Gobiiformes; Gobiidae
Product: C-terminal-binding protein 2-like
Exons: 9
Coding region: 1-1332 (443 amino acids)
Molecular function (GO): transcription corepressor activity; NAD binding; oxidoreductase activity, acting on the CH-OH group of donors, NAD or NADP as acceptor
Source: RefSeq, a predicted model, not a curated record
AUGUCUCUGGUGGACAAGCACAAAGUGAAGAGACAGAGGCUGGACCGCAUCUGUGAAGGUAUCCGUCCUCAGAUCAUGAACGGGCCGCUGCACCCUCGCCCGCUGGUGGCGCUGUUGGACGGCAGAGACUGUACGGUGGAGAUGCCCAUCCUCAAAGACCUGGCCACCGUGGCCUUCUGCGACGCUCAGUCCACGCAGGAGAUCCACGAGAAGGUUCUGAACGAGGCGGUGGGGGCCAUGAUGUACCACACCAUCACCCUGACCAGAGAAGACCUGGAGAAGUUCAAAGCUCUGAGGAUCAUCAUCCGGAUCGGGAGCGGAUACGACAACAUCGACAUCAAGGCGGCCGGCGAGCUCGGUAUCGCGGUGUGUAACAUCCCGUCUGCGGCGGUGGAGGAGACGGCAGACUCGACGCUGUGUCACGUGUUGAACUUGUACCGGAGGAACACGUGGCUGUACCAGGCUCUGCGGGAGGGCACCCGGGUCCAGAGCGUGGAGCAGAUCAGGGAGGUGGCCUCAGGCGCCGCCCGCAUCCGAGGAGAAACGCUCGGACUCAUCGGGUUUGGUCGCUCGGGGCAGGCGGUGGCCGUGCGGGCGAAGGUUUUUGGGUUUAACGUGAUCUUCUACGACCCGUACCUGCAGGACGGGCUGGAGCGGUCGCUGGGCGUCCAGAGAGUUUAUACUUUACAAGAUCUGCUGUACCAGAGCGACUGUGUGUCUCUGCACUGUAACCUGAACGAACACAACCACCACCUGAUCAACGACUUCACCAUCAAACAGAUGCGUCAGGGUGCGUUCCUGGUGAACACGGCCAGGGGGGGUCUGGUGGAUGAAAAGGCUCUGGCUCAGGCGCUGAAGGAGGGCAGGAUACGAGGAGCGGCGCUGGACGUGCACGAAACAGAACCUUUCACUUUUGCGCAGGGGCCCCUGAAGGACGCCCCCAACCUGAUCUGCACCCCCCACACGGCCUGGUACAGUGAACAGGCCUCGCUGGAGAUGAGGGAGGCAGCGGCGACGGAGAUCAGGAGAGCCAUCACAGGUCGUAUUCCUGACAGUUUGAGAAACUGUGUAAAUAAAGAGUUCUUCGUCACUUCUGGACCUUGGGCGAUCAUGGACCAAACAGGAGUCCACCCCGAGCUCAACGGCGCCGCCUACAGAUUUCCCGCGGGCGUGGUGGGCCUGUCUCCCGGCUCUCUGUCCGGCUCUGCUCUGGAGGGGGGGCUGGUUCCUUCGGGAGGAGUGCCGGUCUCCCACGGCGUCCCGUCGGGCGCUCACCCGUCGCAGACCCCGUCCCCCAACCGGCCGUCCUCCAAACCCGUCGCCGACCAAUAA